AUGUGGAAGAAAGGUGCAGAGAAAAUGAAAAAUGAGGUUUUAAAUGGGGUGGAAAAAGAAGAAGAGAUGCAGCAUCCAUAUGCAUUCCAUGUGUCUGGUCCUCGUAAUGUGUCUUCUCCAAACUGGAAGGAUCUCAUCAAUUCCAGUUGGAAGGAUGGUAAUUAUAAAAGGACAGUAAUUGCGUGUUUUAUACAAGCAGUGUACUUGCUUGAACUAGACAGACAAGAAUACCGAACAGGGGAAAAUGCUCUUGCCCCUAAGUGGUGGAUCCCUUUUAAGUACAAGCUGGUUGAAACCCUUGUAGACGAAAGAGAUGGAUCAAUUUUCGGGGCUAUACUGGAAUGGGAUCGUGCUGCAGCUUUAGCAGAAUUUGUACUCAUCAGACCGAAUGGAGCACCGAGGGCUGUUUUGGCACUUAGAGGAACACUGCUUAAAAGCCUGACAAUUAGACGGGACAUUGAGGACGAUCUCCGGUUCCUGGCUCUUGAAAGUUUGAAGGGAUCAUUCAGAUUCAGUUGCACUCUAAAGGCCUUGAAAUCGAUCGCUGAUAAAUACGGAAGCAGCAAUGUGUGUAUUGCUGGCCAUUCUUUGGGGGCCGGCUUUGCUCUCCAAGUCGGGAAAGCAUUAGCCAAAGAAGGAAUCCACGUGGAGGCGCAUUUGUUCAAUCCACCCUCGGUUUCAUUAGCCAUGAGUCUACGCAACAUCGGGGAAAAAUCUGGGGUCGUUUGGAAGAGGCUGAGGUCAAUGAUUACUUUGACUACUGAAACAAACGAAGAGGAAGCUAAAUCUAUUACUCUGGGAGCAAAGCAAUGGAUACCCCACUUAUAUGUAAACAAUAGCGACUACAUUUGUUGCUAUUAUACCGAUCCAGAUGGGACCAACAACAAAACUUCCGAUAAAGAAAAUGCAAAACCAGCAAAUGGACUGGUUCCCGCAAAACUUUUCGUUCUGUCGAAGGGGAAACAGAAGUUUCUCGAGGCUCACGGUUUGGAACAAUGGUGGUCUGAUGACUUGGAAUUGCAAAUGGCACUUAAUAACAGUAAGCUGAUUAGCAGGCAGUUGAAGUCCUUGUAUAGCCUCCCAUCUUCGCAACAAACACAAAGCAAGAGUUGA
Molecule: messenger RNA, 1113 nt
Organism: Fraxinus pennsylvanica
Lineage: Eukaryota; Viridiplantae; Streptophyta; Magnoliopsida; Lamiales; Oleaceae
Source: the annotation of a GenBank genome assembly